AUGACAACUCUUGAAUGGCCAGACGGGAAACCUUUGGUGCAGUUAGAGCGCCCAGCAGUUUUUGUCCCUAAGGCAGUUUCUCUUUAUGAGAACCUUUUCGUUUCGGGUCGCAUUGAACACAAAUCUGAAGGAUUUUGGACUGAAGUUUUCCUUCUUCGCUGUAACAAAGGUGCAUUUUUAGACAUUAUUGCUAAAGUUAGCCCAGACAAACUUCUUCAACGAAAGGUGAUUACUAGAGACCUUUUUAAGCAAUGUAUUUUAAGACUUUCUUCACCCAUCUCUGUCAAGCAUAUUACAGAGCUGAACAACACGCUUGUGAUUCUAUCGUCGUUCUUGCAGGGUGUGUUUUCAAAAAAAUUCAUGUCACAAAGCUCUGAUCUUAUAUCGGUACUAGCCGGCUACGAUGCCAUAGACAAACUUUUUUUCCAGCUUUUGGAUAAUCUCAAGCUUCUCAUUAGUGGCAACUUUUUACAAAAACAAGAACAGAUACAACAAGAAAAAAACGGCUCGUCGGCAGAUUCUAUACCGAAUCUUAUUCUUUCAGCCCAAGUUAAUGCUAUCCGAACUACACUUGUUGCUGCGGGAGGCGCUUUUAAUACAUCUCUUGCAACUUAUUUCAUGAAUAGAGAGAUGUUUGUUUCUAUAAAUGCAUUCAUUGAUUCUCCACAAUCAGAUCUUUAUGUUGGAGACGCAUUUUCGCUUAUUGGAGUACUUGCGGUUUAUGGUAAGCUGGAGGCUUCCAACCCUUACCGUCGACGUCUUGCUGACUUUGUGGAUCAUACAAGCAUGCUCAAGACAGUACAAGCGUCUGGUCACGUUUGGCAAAUCUGCCUUGAUAGCUAUCGAAAUAAUGCUAAAUACCCUGCAUCGCAACAAGCUUCUACAUCUUCAACAUCGCCAACAGUCCCGACAAGUACUGCCAUGUGGUCUGUGUUUUCGUGGCUAGGAAUUGGAAACAGUGGCGCAGCAUCUGACAACAGUGACGAUAGCAUAGCACAAAAAAAUCCUUUGGAAAUAAUGUCGCUGACAAUUGCAACAUAUGAAGCAAUUGCUGUUAAUAAGGUAUACGCAAAGAUAUUAUUAGAGUGUUCAGAAAAUGACACAAGUGGAUCCAAUAAAUCUCCACUCUACCUUCAAGCACCACCCUUUGCCACAUUUAUUUCGCUAUGCACAUUUCUUUUUCAAAACCAACAUAAGUCUCAACGAGCUGCCAUUUACUCUCGGCUGUGCUUAUUGAUUUUUAGAAUACUUAUUGAAUCACCUAUUUUCCCUUCAUCUGCUUCAGCUUCAUCAGCCCCUUCUCUUUUACUAGACGAUAACCUGAGGACUACACGAAUUAUUGUUGCACAACAGCGAACACCAUAUCUUCCAAUUGUUACUUUUGAUUCGAAAAAUGAGAAGAAGAAACCAGCAAAUGAUGAUCUAGAUGAAAAUAUUAGGGGUCCAAAAGAAGGCCGAUUGCUAAUGGAAGGAAUUUUAGAUGCAUUACAAUGUGCCAUUAGAUACAAUAUGAAGAGAAAUCUGGAUACUGAAAUGUACAAACUUGCACUAAUCAAUGUUUUCCAAGUCAUUCAUUCUUUGCGACAAGCAAAGUUCCAACUUCAAUAUCACUGGUCUGAAUUAUGGAAAACACUAAUGUCACUAGUCAGAUUUAUAAAUGCACACCCAUACCCUUCAAGCACAGGAUCAUCACCAUCAUCAUCGUCUGCAUCCUUGCCUAACGGCUCUAACAAGGUUAGCCCGGGAGAUGCAACAGCUUAUUCUGAGAUAUCCGGAUUAGUUGUUCUUAUUCUUGCAACAUCACUGAUUCAUGGCGAUUCUUUUCUUGGAUCACCAGAAGAUUUUGACGAUCUCUUUUACAAGGUAAUUGAGGGAAGUGAAGUUCUAAUGAAGCUCAAAUCCCUGUUUUUCAUGCCCGCUCUGGGAUCAACUUCAGGUGGACCCACUGCAUCGAUUUCCCCAUCCAUGGCUGUUCUUCAAGCUGCCAUCAAUCAUUACUCUGCUUUACUCCCCAAGAGCAAACUUAUGGGUUCCAGCAGUUCUCAACAGUUAAAUGCUCAGCAGGUGGCUGCUUUGAUCCGCGAGGGAUAUCAGACACUUUCUUUGCAUCAAUACGCAACCACUAGUAGCAAUGGAAAUCGCCGUGCUAAUAGAAGCAACGGUGGUAGUGGUGGCUAUACUAGCAAUGGAGGUAGUGCCAGCCCAGUUAUUGUACAGUCCCCUGCCGAAGUGGCUGCCUAUUUAUUGUAUGAUCCUUUGCCCAAACUGCGUGAGAGUGACGAACGAAUAUACUUUAAAAAGAUGACGCGACAAAUCAUCACCGAUAUUCAAGUACUCCAUUCAAAUAUCUAUUGA
Molecule: messenger RNA, 2355 nt
Organism: Magnusiomyces paraingens
Lineage: Eukaryota; Fungi; Ascomycota; Dipodascomycetes; Dipodascales; Dipodascaceae
Exons: 2
Coding region: 1-2355 (784 amino acids)
Biological process (GO): regulation of Golgi organization
Cellular component (GO): cytosol
Source: RefSeq, a predicted model, not a curated record